AUGACAGGCGGCCCUCGCAGCGGUGUUAAUGUUGGAGGUGGAAGCUCCACUGGUCGAGCAGUAUUUGCACUUUGUGGAGGCCUAUUAGGAGCAUAUUAUGGCUUUUACCUACAAAGUAAAUACUUGGAAGAGCGUCGGGUCACGGCGCUUGUGGAGUUCGAAGCACGCAAGCGUCUUGAAGAAGAGAAAGCCGCUGAAAUUAACUAG
This is a messenger RNA of Plasmopara halstedii, 207 nucleotides long. RefSeq lists its product as uncharacterized. The transcript has 2 exons. The record is from RefSeq and is a predicted model, not a curated record. Bases 1 to 207 code for a protein of 68 amino acids. NCBI's taxonomy places the organism in Eukaryota, Oomycota, Peronosporomycetes, Peronosporales, Peronosporaceae.